Messenger RNA from Anarrhichthys ocellatus (wolf-eel), 3664 nucleotides. RefSeq names its product KN motif and ankyrin repeat domain-containing protein 4-like. The transcript is spliced from 10 exons. Bases 339 to 2930 code for a protein of 863 amino acids. Gene Ontology annotation, biological process: negative regulation of actin filament polymerization. Gene Ontology annotation, cellular component: cytoplasm; cytoskeleton. Lineage: Eukaryota; Metazoa; Chordata; Actinopteri; Perciformes; Anarhichadidae. Gene Ontology annotation, molecular function: protein binding. The record is from RefSeq and is a predicted model, not a curated record.
CUCGUCAGUGUCGUUGGACAGGAGGUACUGCUCAAAAGCCCCUCCUUGCCUCCAGUGCUUUCUUUUACACACAAGCAAAUCCAGCUUCUCUUAUGGCAGGGGCCGCACAUUGGCAUUUCCCAAACAGCCGCGGCAUGCCACUCUUCCUGACAGCACCUCUUUGCCUUUUCAGGAGACGGACAGACAGACUGAACUGAGCUGGGAGCAGACUGUAGUGGACUGUCUGACAAACACGCCCUCACAUCACCAAGACAAACUGGAGAAAACUGCUGAACACAUGUCAUCAGAUACCAAAGGUCCAACCAGAAAACUAGAAGACAACUGAAGACAAAAAAGGGAUGGAAGGACAAAACGGAAAUAUCAGUCCUCAUAAAAGAACAGGGAAUGGAAUCAAAGGGAAGCCCCCGUACUCAGUGGAAACACCUUAUGGCUUUCGACUGGACCUGGACUUCCUAAAAUACGUAGAUGACAUAGAGAAAGGCAACACAAUCAAAAGAGUGCCGAUCCAACGCCGGAGCAAAGGCCCUAGAGCCAGCACUCUUCCCAGGCAACUCAAUCCUUCUGGGUGUGGCUACCGCCCGAGCCCCUGGGGAUCUACUGGAGCUCUUGGUCCCAGGUCCCGACUGUCAGAUGCCCAUCACUAUGGCUACUCUUCCUGGGCAAAUGAUCACAGGUCGCCACUUUCUCCUACAGGGCUCAAAUCCUUGGCAGAGAUGGAGGCCAGAAUCAAGGAGUUUGAUGAGCAACCUCUCGGUGAGCACAUCAGGCCUCAUCUCCUGCGUGCCUCCAGUAUGCCACUCACAGUUUUAUUGAGACAGGGAUCAGAGUCCAUUGACGACCUCAGCAGCCUCAGGAGUUCAAGGGAUCACCUUGGAGAUAGAAACACCUCCUGUGAAGACGUCCUCUACUCCCUGGACAGCCCUCGACCACAGGACUGCUCAGGUCUGUUGAGGCGCCUGACGGAGGCCCUAGAACGUGUCGGGGAGCUGGAGAUGGAGGUGAGGGUGGUUCCAGAGCUCAGGGCGCAUAUCUGCAUCCUCCAGGAGGAAAGACAAAGGCUCCGUCUGGGCCUGAAUCCACAUGUCCCACCCUCCUCGAUGAAUGGAACCAGAGACCCUUCCACCUCGUCCCACUACAGCACAGAGGACAUUAAAAGGCCUCGGCAUGAAAGUCACACCAUCUUUCCUAGAAAUCACAGCGUCAGUCGACACGACUCCAAUCCCACGCACGAGUGGAGGACUAGUACAGAUCUGGAUGAGCUGCUGACGGUGACGUCCCUGCAGGCUAAAGUAGCUGUGCUGGAGCAGAAGCUCCAUGAGACUGGCCUAGAGCUGCAGAGGGCCUUAGGGCUUCUGAGGGAGCAGCAUGAGGAGAGCAGCAGAAAAGAUGAGAAGAUGGAGCACCUUAUCAGGAAUCCUGCAGCGUGGGUCCGUGCAGAGAGGGUGGUGGUAGACCAGGAUGGAGAUGAGACGGUGGUGAGAUCUAUUGAACCAUAUAAUAAAGUGUCAAGAAGUCCAGAUGCAAGAACUGUUACCACAAACGGACAAAAGUGUCGACAACAAGAAGCAGUAGUGUCUGUGGACCCUGGAGAGGCUUCAGAUCAAACAGCAGUGGUCGUCCACCACAUAAAGAAGGUCAAGAGGCUCCUGGAUCAGCAGUGGGAGUGUUUAUGUGUAGGCCCUGAUUCAGGAAAGGAGGGCAAACCUCUACAGCACCCAGACCCCAAAGUCAACUCCCUACAGCAGGAGAUGAUGGGACUCGUUGAGAUCCUUACCUCCUACUACACCCAACAAGGGAACAGUGAUGGAGAGAGGAUUCAACACGGAGCUUCAAAAUCCAUCAUGAGGACAGAUGGAUGCGCCCAGAUGUCAAAAAGCCUACAUUCUGUGGGUGUUAAUGAAGGACGUAAAAGUGGAAAUGUGGUUGGGCAGGACUUAGUGAAGGAGAGCAGCAUCAGCCCUCGGGAGAUGGCUGCUGUCCAGGUGGAUGGAGUCCCAGGGAAGAGACGAAUGGAGGGAAUGACGCAAACGAGCCCAGACGGACAGAUGAUAUCGGGAGGAGGAGGAUCAGGGUGGACAGAUGGAAACGUAGUGUCUGUGGAAGCUGAGAAAACGGCCAAGACGAAACCACAGCCCCAAGGAGAACAGAUGGAGGGGAAAUGUGGCUCAGAAACCACCACCGGGGGCAGAGAGACAGUGGGUGCAGAUUUUCUGGCUGCCUGUCAUGUGCUCAAAGAUCACAUGGACAACAUGGAUAACCCCAAUGAUGACAUGAAAAGGGCCCUGGUUGUGUUGUUUCAGCACUGGUUCAGCGCGGCGGCCGAGGAGACUUCAGCGGCCAGCAGGGUGGCAGUGUACCUGAGAGAAGUGAAGAAGGCCACGCCUUCACUGUUGGCCUUCUUGAUCAACCUGGCUGAUGACAACGGCAACACAGCGCUGCAUUACAGCGUGUCCCACUGCAACUACAGCAUCGUCAGCCACAUACUGGACACAGGUGUGAGUGAUGUGAGCCUUCAGAACAAUGCCGGCUACACACCAGUGAUGCUGGCCUCACUAACAGCGCCGGAUGGUCCAGGUGGCAUGGAGGUGGUCCGCAAGCUAAUGGAGCAGAGCAACAUUAACAUUCGCUCCAGCCAGACGGGACAAACAGCUCUGCACUUGGCGGUGAGACAUGGGCGAGUUGUGAUGGUUCGCCUGCUCCUGAGCUGUGGAGCAGACGCUAACCUCCAGGACAGCCAGGGAACAACGGCCCUGAUGUUCGCAUCUGAGAGGGGCCACACACACGUCGCAAGGCUGCUGCUGGAGAGGAGCCUUUGUGACCUCACCCUGACUGACAAGCGUGGUCAAACUGCACUCUCUAUCGCCAUGCAAGGUUCCCACACUGAUACUGCCACCCUCCUGCAGGCCCACGCUAAAGCUCGAGCUUUGUAGUACUGGAAAACAAUCUGCAGACAUAUGAUUCUCUCAAGUUUGCUCCUUUCUGUCUGAUGCACUUUGAAACCCAGUUAAAUCCUGACGCUUUGUGCUUGGGUUGAACUGUUGCUCGCAUAUUGUUUCUGAUUUCUGACAUUCUGCACGAGCAUUAGCUUGAGCUUUGGAUUGGAGGACAUCGUUCUAACAAGACUCAACGCCAUCAAUGAGGGAGGUAAAGCUUAGCUGUGUCAUGAAUGCUGAUGCAGUGUACAAUAAACGUGUUGUUUUCUGUUGUCUUUGCUGUUGAUGUAAAUACAUCAGUUAUGUCUGAUCCGUGCCCAUCCAAGUAGAAGCUUAGCUUUGCAAACUAUGCAAUUAAAAACAUAUUUAUUAUGGAAUGUGUAUUGUAUUGGUCAUAUGGAUAUGUUGACAAUUAUCAGAAGGUCUGUGUUUGAUGUUUUUAGAAAAUCAAAGAUUGCUUUUUCCAUUCUUGUAGAAAUUUUAUUUUUUUUUAACUGAGUGUAAAAUAUACAAAGAAAAGCUAAAUGCCCAUGCUGCUUGACAGGCACAUAAAAGAAAGUGCCGAUAAACCAACCUGUUGAUUUUACUCACUAAUAGAUGUGUAAAAUGCCUUUUUUAAUAAAAUGUUUAAAAAGGCAACUGUGCUUGGCUGAGCUGCUACUUUGAGAGUAACGGAGAAACCGGAGUCAAAUUCCUUGUAUGUAAACGCCUGCAUGGCCAAUAAAGCUGAU